AUGCUUUUACAGGUUUCGCAUUCUUGUAGUUGGAGUCAUGAACCCCCCUCUCCAUGCUUCUCCUGUAUUCUCCACAAGUCUUCCACAAUGACACCUCCAGCCUCCAGUCACAACCCCAUCGAGAGUCAGCAAGUCCAAGGCCACCGUCCACCUGCUGCAAGGAAAAAUCCCUGUGUUUAUUGUCCACGGAGUUUCAAGCGCGCCGAGCACCUACAGCGCCAUAUUCGCAUUCACACCAAGGAUAAGCCGUAUAUCUGUCACUGUGGAACAGCUUUUGCACGCCGUGACCUGCUCACUCGGCAUGAGAGGCUUUCUCACGACCACAAUAGCCCUGGCCGAAGAGUCCAAGCAUCGACCGAUCUUCGAGCCACGAAGAGUGAUACUGUUGCACAAUCACAUGCAGACGCAUUAAACGCAGUAGACAUUUCGCUAUCCGACUGGACGGCACCUGUCUCCGGAAAGGGCACUGGGAGCCAAUGGGUUGAUCAUGAAAACAACAGUGGCUCAAUUUAUCAGAUUCUAUCCAACGAUGCACUAGGCACGUUAUCGCAGGUCGAGGGGCCUGUGCAUCUCGUGACGGAGACAGCGACCGAUCAACAAUUUGGGCAACAUAUGCCACAAAACAAUGAAGAUGGUUUUCUAAGUCCAGAAGCGACACUUAAUUUCCUGAAUGAUGAUGGAAGUCAUUUUCAGGAAUUCGCCAGAUUUCUUGAUGGAAUAGGACUUCCGGCAGAGUGGACACCUCCCGACAUUAGGCAUGAACUCGAUGCGAGUGAGGCUGAAGCUGAAGGCCAUGACAAGAGAGAGUCGAAUGACGCAUACUCGACGAAUGGCGAAUCAGGCCCAAGUUCCCCUUUCGGUUCAUGGCCACCUUCAGUACCACAAGGCGACCAGCCUUUGAGUUCUGUAUCAGACAAAGACCCCCAUGAUUCCACUUUCCAGACAUUCUCACUGCGAGUAAACUCCGAUAUUCGAGCACACUUCAAUGCCAACCUAGAAAAUUAUCACAACGUUAUUCCAGAUUUUGUUUUACCAUCGAGGCAUACUCUCACCAGAUAUGUCGCUGCUUUCUUCGGAGGGUUCCAUUCACACCUUCAGUUUCUUCAUGCUCCGACAUUUCGACUCGACAGUCGCCCCAUUGAACUUAUCCUUGCAAUCUGCGCUACAGGUGCGCAGUACUGUUUUGAGCAUCGGAACGCAAAACUUCUUUUUCGCGCUGCGAAAGCCAUUGUAAUGGAGUCUCUGUCAAAAGAAGCAGAUGCACUGCACCAAAGGGCAGAACCAGUCUCACUGCUUAAGAGUUUGAGCAGUCAACUGCUUCAGCAGCCUUCUAGUUCGCCCUCUUACACUAUGCUGCCUCCAAACUCGGAGCAUCCAAAUUCCAGAUCAUACGAUUCGAUGGACACAAUCCGUUGCUUAUUGAUUCUCAUGGGCUAUGCUACUUGGGAAGAUUCAGAGCUUCUUCGUCAAGCGUUGAAUCUUCAGAGCAUCCUUGUGCAUUCUCUUAGAGAGGUAGGACUAAGAGAAACCCAGGAGAUCAGUUCAAACUCCACAGAUUUAUCGUGGAUUGAAUGGUCGGAACAAGAGUCAGUCAGAAGAACAAAACUCGUGUCAUUCACCUUUAUUCAUGUCCACAGCAUCGCAUACAAUGUUUACCCAGCACUUCGAAGUAAUGAGAUUUAUCUUCGCUUGCCCUGCUCAACAAAAGAGUGGAACGCUCAAUCUGCUGCUCAGUGGCAAGCUGCAAGACGCAAUAUAAAGGCAGAGCAGCUUUAUUUCCAAGAUGCCUUAUCUCGUCUUCUCACAAUUUCGGAAGGCAGUUCCCACAUCAAUCCCGUACCAGCGCCGCUUGGAAACUACAUACUGCUUCACGGUCUUCUUCAAAGGAUGCACCUAAUACGAGAACUUUCUCUAUCUACACUGGAUUACUCUACGGCUUUACCAGAUGAGGAGCUGAACAAGAUUGAACGGGCGCUCCGAUCUUGGACUCUGGUGUGGAAGCAAGCUCCAGAAUCCAGCCUCGAUCCCUCAAAUGAGAAUGGGCCAAUCCCGUUCACAUCAAGCGCCCUCCUUGGUCUUGCGUAUAUUCGCGCAUGCGUGAAUCUAGGCCCACAUCGAGCACUCGAAACACGGAAUCCGUCGCUCAUUGCCGCUAGAAUUGCAAAAGCCCCAUCUCCAUCACGGAGUCGUUUCUUGAUCCCCGCCCUUAUUUACUCUACACAUGCGCUGAGCAUCCCCGUCCGGCUUGGAAUUGAUAGCGUUGCACGUAGUCAAGCAUUUUUUUGGAGUGUCCGUCACUCUCUCUCCAGUCUGGAAUGUGCUGUCUUUUUGAGUAAAUGGUUGUGCUCUUUAUUUCCACCAAAGAAUUCACAAUCAUUGACAGAAAACGAAAAACGUAUCCUCAACUGGGUUGAUGCUAUUGUACAAGAAGCAAUAUUAUACUUGGACUUUGAAGAGGUAGAUGCCUCGAUAAGAGUUGAUGUCUCACGACCGCAUACGUUGGGCCUAGCAGUCCUGAGGCUUUGGGCGCGCUUGUUUAAGCACAAUGUCCAAUGGCCAUUUAUCAACAUGAUUGGUGAAGCAUUGGAAGACUACACAGACACCUUACAGCAAGGAAAGUAUUUUUAA
This is a messenger RNA of Trichoderma gamsii, 2628 nucleotides long. RefSeq lists its product as hypothetical. Gene Ontology annotation, biological process: DNA-templated transcription; regulation of transcription by RNA polymerase II. Gene Ontology annotation, molecular function: RNA polymerase II cis-regulatory region sequence-specific DNA binding; DNA-binding transcription factor activity, RNA polymerase II-specific; zinc ion binding. Lineage: Eukaryota; Fungi; Ascomycota; Sordariomycetes; Hypocreales; Hypocreaceae. Gene Ontology annotation, cellular component: chromatin. The record is from RefSeq and is a predicted model, not a curated record. The coding region runs from base 1 to 2628 and encodes 875 amino acids. The transcript has 6 exons.